AUGAAGCAUACCGGUAAUCCUUAUGUGAUCGCUCGCAACCCUUCUCGUGCUCGCCUCUACAACGAAACGCAAGUUGCCCGAGAUGGACAAAGGAAAUCUAGUGAUUCUUGCCUGAUAUCCCUGAAAGUAGAGAACAAUCUUGCUUUCUCAGGCUCCCAGGCUAGACCUUGGAUUAUGAAGCUGUUGCAACACCUUCGGAUGUUCGGCGAGUUGAAAGGGAUCGACGUUUCCUCAACGAUCACGAUCAGGUUCGCCGACACAGAACAAGCCGCUACAGCUGUACAAGCUAUACGUAGUCCUGCGUUUUCUUCCAUCGCCGGUGGGGAAGUAAAUAUAAGUUACUGCGACAUACUACCGAAUCCUAUCCUUCUACCUCCAUCGGGGUCUUCCCGUGAACUCGAACUUGUUAGCAAAGUCGAGAACCUGCAUGCUCACAUUCGUGACUUGAAGCAUGAAAGAAUGCUACGGCAAGCUGCGGAUGUUCAAGCAUCUGAAUCGCUAAAUGCUCUCCGUGAGGAGCUCUCGCUCGCACAGAGCUAUGCUGAAGAACAGCACAAGCAAUCAGAGGGCUUCGAGACUGAGCUGGAGAACGAAAUCGCUCAAUCUGUGAUACUACGCCGCCAAUUCGAUGAAGUUCGACUGGAACUAGCUUCCCAAAGUAAGGUCUAUGCAGAGGAAUCUGAUGCACUCAAGCGGACCAUCGAUAAUAUGAAGGUGGAUGUGGAGGCCCAGAACCUCAAGUUGAGUGGUCUCGAGCAGAGAAAUAAAGAGCUGGAGGAUCUGCUUGGGGUCAAAGACCGCCAGUUGAUGGCCUCAGAGGGGAAACGCCAGAUGGACGUGUCCAAGUGCUGUGAGAUGACCUGCGAGAUUGACCAACUGCGGAAGAUGCUUUUGGAAAAGGAUCGUCAAUUGGAGAUGCUCGUAACAGAGCGGGAUGCCAUGAGGCUUGAGUCAGAGCAAUGGAGCAGGAAGGAGAGCGAUUUGGAGAACAAGAAGAAGGACCUAGUCAAAGUCCUGCAUGCCAAGGUUGACGAGCUGAAAGAGAAGAAUAAGAACUUUGGGGGCACAGCCGUCGGUCUGGAGACGCGUAGGCUUGAUUUGGAGGCGAAGCUUCUUGUGGCUGUAAAAGAGAAGGAGGUGGCGGAGAAGGAGACAAAGAGCUUGCGCGCCAAAGCCGUGGUGAUGCAGAAAAUCGUAUCCAUGGGGUUGGAUGAAACGAAGGUGCUUUCUAAAGAGGUCAAGACGUUGCGCACCCAGUCAAGAAAUAAGGAUGUCGAGAUCAGACAUCUUCUAGUGGGCAUAGACUCCCUCCAGAAUGAUCUUACUGCACUCCAGCGAGAGAGGGAAGAAGAGCACAGUCGCAGGAAUGUUUGGACUGACAAAAAGGCCAUUAAACGUGCUCAGAGAUGCCUAGGAGAGUUUGAAGACGCGUCAUUCUCGCGAAGGAAGCCGUUGGCUUUUGAGGAUAUUCCGUGGCCAGUUUUGGCGGACUUGUCGGCAUUAGGGCCAAGGGAUAUCACGAAGAAGAUGGUAGGUAAGUUCUUUGAGAUGGCAGACGAAUCGUUCAGUGAUGAGAGGUAUUGGGAUAUAUUGGGGAGGAUGUACAAAGUAUUCAGGAAGCAGAGGUGGGAGAGGAGGGGACUUUUGGAUAGUGUCGCUGAUAGGCAGUUUCGUGACGAGCUGGAGAACGCCAGGGAAGUUGUGUGGGCGGUUGUUAAACCGUUGUGGAAGGACUGAUUUACAUCAAGACCGACUGUAGAGUUGAGAUAUUCUACUAUAUAACUGUACAUUAUAUGUACUGUAGCUACAGAAUCUAUUGAUAUUACCGUAUUGUGUCUAUUAGCGUAAAUAGGCUAUCUCUUUUCGAUCUUUUCGCAACCUAGUCCGUCAGUUUAUCCACCGUUAUACGUGACCUCCUGUACUAUUCUCCACCGGGAGAAGUAGCCGAAGCCGGUACCAAAGUAUCAACAAAGAGGUCAGUAGUUUUGCUACCAUGGAAACGUUGUCUUGGUCGUCAGCGCUAUGAGAGAAAGGCCAAGGCUGAGCCUGUGGCAUCAAUUUAAUCCCAAGCAAAGCCACAAGCUCAUUAUUAGGUCGAUAG
Messenger RNA from Desarmillaria tabescens, 2101 nucleotides. RefSeq lists its product as uncharacterized. The record is from RefSeq and is a predicted model, not a curated record. NCBI's taxonomy places the organism in Eukaryota, Fungi, Basidiomycota, Agaricomycetes, Agaricales, Physalacriaceae. The coding region runs from base 1 to 1737 and encodes 578 amino acids. The transcript has 7 exons.